AUGUGCACAGAUGUGAACGUUUCAUCUGACCUCAGUGAAAUAAGGCGCAAGGUACAGAACAGUGUCUGCAUGACUGCAGGUUACUACAUAAAUAUCUGGGUUUUCUUCCAGGCCCGUGAUGCUCACUGCACAUGUCCUCUAGGUUAUCAGAGCUCCUCAGCUGGUGGAAGACACUGUGUCAGACGAGCAUAUGAUAUCUGUCGGGAUACAGCCUCUCGAAACGAGGAAGGACAGUGUUUAACCAAGAAAGAAUGGGCUCAUUAUUGCUCUGAAAAGGUUUGUACUGUCCCCAGGGAUUAUCUAGGCUAUGACAAGGUUCUUGGCCUCUGCAUCUGUAAAGCUGAGGAUCUGGAGAGUGUGUGCAAUUCGCAGUGUAGGAGACAACAAAGAGAGACUCUGCAGGUCACUUGUACCGAGAAAAAUGCUCAGCUUUUUAUCACUUACCGAAAUGGGAGCAAGGUUGCUGUUGUCUUGGAAGAAUUAGGAACAGUCCUACUAGGACCAUAUUUCCCUUUAAAAGAUGUCUGCACUUCAGAACAAAGCAAAUAUUCCCACCCAGCAUACAUCGUCAAAACAAGUGGGAAAGGAUUUUUAGGAGUGUAUAAUCCUGACCCACAGCUAUUUCACAACUUCAUCAUGCUAAACAAGGCUUCAUCGUUACAGAGAAACUGGCCUUCCUCUACAACAGCUCCAGAAACAACCUGUACAACACGAAUGCUGAAUUUGACUGGGGGGACUUUCGAAGACUCGCAGAGGAAAUGAGAGAGGCCUCCCAAAAAAUCCUCUUCUUCCUCUUCCAGUUCCAGCACCCUGGUACCUAUGUGUUACAGCUGAGCAGCAAUCAGCACAAAAAAAUGUACAUCAGGGUCAUGCCACUUGGAGGACAGUGUUAUGAAGAGGGGCCUUUCUUCCCCACAACUCCCAGAUAUGCUGUACAGGUGGGCAUCGCAAAAAAACAAGACCUCCUACUGAAACCUGACUGGACAGCAGUUUUUGGAGUAAUCACAGGACUUCUCACUUUGCUUAUUACCUGUGUGGUAUUGACACUUUUUUGUCACGGGCUUAGCUGGUCACAGAAAGGCACUGCCUGUCCUCCAUUUCGAAGGCAGCAGCUGAAGCAUAAUCUGGACAGAUAUUCUUCCAACGUAUCAACAGUC
Messenger RNA from Oxyura jamaicensis (ruddy duck), 1157 nucleotides. RefSeq lists its product as uncharacterized. The transcript is spliced from 7 exons. Lineage: Eukaryota; Metazoa; Chordata; Aves; Anseriformes; Anatidae. The coding region runs from base 1 to 762 and encodes 253 amino acids. The record is from RefSeq and is a predicted model, not a curated record.